GGACAGUUAAACAGUCACGAUUUGCAUCCUUCUAACAAGUCCCAUUUCAAAUUCCAUACCUAACCGAGUCUACAUCUUCCGUAUUCUACAGCUUCGCAAUGAUCGUCCUUUCGACAUCACGCAACAUUUACUUUGCCUCUUUGUAAAGGUCCGGGUGCGCGGCCUUGAUGAAAUCAGCAGCCUUCUCACCGACCAUGUACACAACGUUCUGGAUACGGCAAUCGGGGAUAAGAGGGAAGACUGAGGCGUCAGCAACACGGAGGUUCUUGACGCCGUGGACCGAGAGCUCGGGGCUGACGACACCGUGGUCGAUGUCCUUGCUGAUACGAGCAGUUCCGCAGGGAUGGAAACCGGUCUGCGACCUUUCCAGGAUCUGUCGGAUCAUGCCCUCGUCUGAAUUUCGGGGCAUCGGCCAGGGGUAGUCGCCCUCAACAAUGUCCUUCAUGCCCUCGCCGUUUAUGAGAAUAUCGUCAACAAAGCGGACACCUUCCCGAAGGGCGAUGAGGUCAAGGUCGUGCGAGAAGAAGUUGAGGUUGAUGUAAGGCUGCUCGAAGGGGUCGGUCGAGUGGGCGGAGUGGGGAAGUGCCAUUGGAAGGCAUCGGCGAACAUCGGCUGUCACGUUGGGGUCAGCUUUCGUUCCGCGAAUCGCUGUGUAUACGCAAAGGCAGGCUUACGACAAAGUCGAUCUCAAAGUGCGGCUGGCCGUCGGGACCGAAAGGGUCCUUGCCACCGUUCUGCGCCUUAUAAUCGCGAUACUGCUUGUGGUUCUCCAGACGAUUGUCAAUACGAGGGAAGGCGACGAGCUCCAGUAGACCCGAACUGAGGGGUCCAUUGUGAUUCUUCCUGUAGGACGAAAUGGCACCAUCGUGCUCCGCACCCGCGCGAAGGAGGUGAUUAUCGAGGCCAAAACCGUCCUUAAUCUUGAAGACAUGGGACAGGAUAGGGUGGUCCUGAAGGUUCUGGCCGACAUGCUUUGAGUCAACAACGCAUUGGAUGCUGAGAGCCUCGAGGUCGGACUUGAUACCGAUACCGGACAGCAUGAGGAUCUUGGCGGAUUCGUAAACACCCUGAGCAACGAUAACCUCACGGUUGGCGUAGAAAUCGUACUCGCGGUCGUCGGGCCCAAUAACGGUGACACCGACGGCAGUCUUGCCCUCAAAAAUAAUCUUCUUGGAGAUGGUCGAAGAGGCCAAGGUGAUGUUGGGCUUGCCCUCAAGGAACGCAGCCGCAGUAGAUCGGACACCCUUGUAGAUCGAGUUGACACACUUGAAGAGACCCUUCUGGACACCAUUGUAGACGUCCACGGUCAACUCAUGACCCUUGCUCACCCACGCUCUUUCGAGGGCAUCACGCCAAGGCUUCAGCUCGGGGACCAAAUCAGAGUGAGAAAUGUCGACGGGACCACCCUUGUUGCCGAUGCUUUUAAUGUCGUCAGGGAAGAGACCAAGGUCGUCGUGGUAAGUGGUCGACUUGUUGAAGUAUUCCUUGGUGUUUUCCCAGUUCCAAGUGGAACCACCAAACUCCUCCCAGUCGUUGAAGGUUGCGGCCGAACCUCGAACCCAGGUAUAAUAGUUGAGCGCAGUACUGCCGCCCAACACCUUUCCACGGGUGUUAGGCUUCUCGAUACGAGUAUAGUCUGGUCGGUCUAUCAUGGUCGUCUUGUACUUCCAGUCGUACUGAGAGUUUCGCAGACCCAUGGCCUUCGCCGGGGUGGUGAUGUCGGUGAUCUCGGAAGGGUUGCUGGUUACUAAGUACAGACACGUUUGGGUUCUCGGCAAGACGGCCGGCAACGGUACAACCACCGGCACCACCUCCAAGAACGAUGAAAUCAAAGUUUUUGGGAGCAUCUUUGGGAUGAGUAGCAGCGUGAACCAUAUUGCUGAUGAAUAAUAGUGUAUAAGUGCAAAGACUGUGGGGGGAAUGGGAAAUCCAUCGACCUGGCAUCCCAGCUUUAAUACGACCAUCUUCUAGUUCACUUGACGUCAGCAGGCAGAACUUGGGACGAAAAGCGUUCUAAAAACGUCCUUGCAUACUCUAUCUCGACCUUCGCAAUCUUCGCUCGGAUGCGCCAUGCCCAUUGGGCUAACGGAGCAACAGAUAACCCAGAAAUGUGCACCGCUCGUGUCGAAAAUAACUCGCGAAGGGACAACCCACGCGUCUCGUGCAAGAUUACGAUAUCUCUCGCUCGAAACUUGGAAGCCCGGGCGGGUAAGGGGUCUGGAGCGGAUCAGUUCAGUUUUGUGGCUGAGUACACCCUCGUCUUAGCGUACGUCCGUUCAUGUAAAAGAAGAUCCUGUGAUAUUCCCUCGAGCCAAUGCAGAUCCAUCGACCGGCCAUCCCAGUUGUAAUACACCCAUCUCCUAGUUCACUUGACAUUACGGGGUGGAACUUGGGAAGAGAAGCGUUCCCACAAACGUUCUUACAUACUCUCGCUGAAACGCAGCAUGUCCGUGCUGUAAGGGGUCUGGAGCGGUUCAACUCAGUUUUGUGGCGGAAACACCCUCGUCUUAUUUCUCGCUCAUUGACGAAAAAAAGGUCUUGUGAUAUUCCUUCGGCCAAUGCAGAUCCACCGGCAAGGCAUCCCAGUUCUAAUACGGUCAUCUCCUAGCUCUCUUGACAUCACGAAGUGCAGCUUGGGACAAGAAGCGAUCUACAAACGAUUUUCCAUACUCUCGCUCGAUCUUCCCUUAAAUGCAGCAUAUCCACCGGGCUAGGAGAGCAAAGAUAUAGCCCAGAAAUCUGCACUGCUCGUGUCGAAAAUAACUCGCGUGGGGACGACUCUCGCGUCUCGUGCGAGAUUGCGAUAUCUCUCGCUCGAAAGUUGGUAAGCCCGGGCGAUAAGAGGUCUGGAGCGGGUUCAAUUCAGUUUUGUGGCUGAGCACACGCUCGCCUUAGCGUACGUCCGUUCACGUAAAAAAAGGUCCUGUGAUAUUUCUUCGAGCCAAUAUGAUGCGAUAAGGGGUGUGGAGCGGUUCAAUGCAAUUUUGCAGCUGAUAAUCACUCUCGUCUUAACAACGCAAGCCCAUUGACGUCAAGGAAGGGCCUAAGAUAUUUCUUCGAGCCAAUGAUAAUGCCCCUUUAUCAAGACAGCGGUGCGAGAUGGGAUGGAAACGGUCUAUAUUAAACCUGGGUACAUAUUCUCCUUUCAGAACUUUAUUGAAUCACACAUUUGGCGAUUUGACGAAAUCAGCAAUCAAUCAUGACUGAGAAAACACCGACGUACACCCUGUCCGAAGGAUGCCCUAUCGCGGAUGCUACGACCGCCCAGCGUCUGGGCAGUUGCCCCGUUAAGGGCCUGAUGUUGAUGCAGGACACCCAGCUCAUCGAGACUCUGGCCCACUUCAGUAGGGAGCGCAUUCCCGAGCGUACCGUGCAUGCUUCUGCCGUUGGUGCAUGGGGCGAAUUUGAAGUAACUCACGACAAUUCCGACAUCACUUCGGCUGCUUUCCUCAAUGGGAUUGGCAAAAAGUCCAAGGUUCUUAUGCGUAUCUCCACUGUGGGACCGGAGGCUGGCACAGCCGAGACUGUUCGGGAUGUGAGGGGCUGGUCGAUGAAGAUCUUCACUGAAGAGGGCAACCAAGACUUUGUCUUCAACAGCAUUCCGGUGUUCUUCAUCCGAGACCCAAUCAAAUUCCCCUCUGUUAACCGAUCUCACAAGCGUCAUCCCGCAAAGCAUACCGCCGACUCUUCUAUGUUCUGGGACUUUCACAACAACAACCCCGAGGGAACUCAUGCCAUCAUGAUGUAUUUUAGCAAUCGAGGGCUGCCGUAUUCACUAAGGCAAAUCAACUCCUACAGUGGUCACACUUACAAGCUCACCAAAUCGGACGGCUCUUUUGUUUAUGUCAAACUCCACUUCAAAUCCAAUCAAGGUGUCAAGGGCAUGACGCAGGCCGAAGGCGUACGCACUGCCGGCGAAGCACCCGAUUUCCACACGACCGAUAUGUGGGAUGCUAUCGAGCGGGGCGACUACCCUACUUGGACGUUGUAUGCUCAAGUCAUGAAGCCCGAAGAGGCUGAAAACUACCGCUGGAAUAUCUUCGAUAUGACCAAGGUUUGGCCCCACAAAGACUUCCCCCUCAGACCACUUGGUAAAUUGACCCUAAACCGUAACCCCGAAAACUACUUCUCAGACAUUGAGCAGGCUGCCUUUUCGCCAUCGACAAUGGUGCCGGGCGUUGCGCCCUCCGGAGAUCCAAUGCUGCAAGCUAGGAUGUUUGCCUACCCCGAUGCCGCUCGAUACCGCCUCGGUGUCAACUACCAGCAACUUCCGUGCAAUCGGCCCGUCAGUGAGGUUUAUGCGCCCUACCAGCGUGACGGUGCGAUGCGCUACAUGACCAAUUACGGAGGUGAUCCCAAUUAUGUGCGAUCUUCUCUCAAGGAAGUCAACUUCAAGGGUCAAUUGGGCGCAAAAGGCCAUUCCACUGGGGGCAACGAGAAACACAAUGAAUGGGUCGGUCGAGUUGCGGCGUACACAUCCGAGGUAACGGAUGAGGAUUACGUCCAAGCUCGCAUGUUCUGGGAGGUUCUUGGCAAAGCUGGCGACCAAGAGGACUUGAUCACCAAUGUCUCGUGUCAUCUAAGCAAGGCUAUCCCGUCGGUGCAGAAAGGAGCUGUCGAAAUCUUCGCCAAGGUGAAUGUUGAUUUGGCCAAGUCCAUCGAAGACCGUUUGGCUGAGCUCAACAAAGGAAAGUAAAGGGAAAAACAUUUGACAAGGUAAAAGCCAUGUGAGAAGCCUGACAAUGAUACAUAUU
This is a messenger RNA of Cryptococcus deneoformans JEC21, 4754 nucleotides long. Its product is annotated as glucose-methanol-choline (GMC) oxidoreductase, putative. Bases 3200 to 4696 code for a protein of 498 amino acids. NCBI's taxonomy places the organism in Eukaryota, Fungi, Basidiomycota, Tremellomycetes, Tremellales, Cryptococcaceae. The record is from RefSeq and is a predicted model, not a curated record. The transcript has 11 exons. Gene Ontology annotation, cellular component: cytoplasm; peroxisome; mitochondrion. Gene Ontology annotation, molecular function: heme binding; catalase activity. Gene Ontology annotation, biological process: hydrogen peroxide catabolic process; response to hydrogen peroxide.